AUGUAUCAUAUACCAAGCAGCCUCCCUCUGACCAUCUCUACUGAUGAUUUCAUUUAUGAAGAUCAGAAUAAAUUCCGAAACGUUGAUGCUUCGAGUUCAAAAAAGAUAAGAAAAUCAGCAUUCCGACUUUGGUGCGCGGUCCAUCAGGAGCAAUUCUACAGAAAAUAUUCCAACUUGAAUUCGUCGGAUAUUGAAAUCAAAAUGAAAACUUUCUGGAGGCAUCACACUACUUUUGAAGAGAAACAGGUCUAUUUUGAUGAGGAAGAACAGUGGAAGAAGGAAGAGGGACCAUUGCUCACAAAACCGCGGCUCCCAGCGAAAAUUAUUUUCGACGCGAAGGAAGUGUCUGUCUCUGGAUAUCGACUGUGGUGCUUAGAUAACAUUCAUCGCUUUGAAAGGAAGUACUCAAAGAUUGAGAUCGAGACAAAAAUGAAAACCUACUGGCGACAUCAUACAUCUUCUGACGAGAAAGAGGAAUAUCAUGAAAAAGCAGCCAAGCUGAAAGAAAGCAAGGAUUACCAGAGUUACAUCCCGCCCAAGGCAAAAAGAGCAAAGGUUGAUGAAGAAUGUGAGUGGCAAGCAAAACCAAUAUCAGCGACAUCUUCCACCGACUCUUUUCUUUCACAUGCGGAAGAGAUUAGCACUUCGGAGCAGCCAACAACUUCUACGGAAGCUUCGACCGAGAAAGAGAAUGGGCUGCCACCAAGAUAUGACACAAAAAGCUUGCGAUCUCGCUACUCUCAUUCGUACUUGACGACGCCGGCAUGCUAUGCGGAGAACCCAAGACGAGGUGCUGGAGAGGGACCUGUGAAUUAUGCGAACGACUCAACUCUGCCAAUCUAUUUCUAA
Caenorhabditis briggsae is the source of this 849-nucleotide messenger RNA. The coding region runs from base 1 to 849 and encodes 282 amino acids. Lineage: Eukaryota; Metazoa; Nematoda; Chromadorea; Rhabditida; Rhabditidae. The transcript has 3 exons. The record is from RefSeq and is a predicted model, not a curated record.